UGGUCGCGUGGCUCGUUUUGCAUUCUGCUGGUCGUUCUAUUCACCGCGAUGGCGGGCUGGUUGAGAUUUUUAUUGUUAUUAUCCACAAUCGCGUUCCAAAGUGCCGGGUAUGCAAUAUAUCGGGCAAAAUGCAAGUCCAGGUGCUAUCUUCAGCAACAGCGCAGUGACAAAAAUUUCUUAUUAUCUUGCUUGAAGCCAUGUGAGGACAAAAAUUUCGAAAAGAUAAAGAAAUGUCCAGCAUAUUGUAGACAGUUGGAAGCUAACAAAGACUGGCUCGUAAACACUGCUUGUAGAGGCUCUUGUAAAUUCCUCAAGGCUCUUUUCAAUAAUGGCAAACCCAGUAUUUCAAAUCCAGCCAAUCUUCAGCCUCCAACAGUAGUAAAAGCCUUUUACACUAGAACCAAGAACAUGCGGUCUCUCACAGUGAGUUGGAACAUCUCUGCCCCAGAGUCUAAAGACGGGUGGGUCUAUGUGGUGCAGCAGCGGACCGCAAGGCAGCACGAGCUGCCACAGCAGAUGGGCAAAUGGGUUCCCCUUACACAGACACGUUCCCAGCAACUAAAGAUUCCAGACCCAGGCUCCGCCCUGUGGUGCCAGUUCCGAGUGGCUGUUGUGCAACAAGACAGCAGUAGUAAUUUCACCACAAGUACCUUGACCUUCAUCCCACCUGAGCGCCCUGGACCAGUGCGUGAUUUUAGAGUCACUGGAAAACAUAUCCUGAAAAAUAAGGCUCAAAUAAGCAUUGCUUGGAGAAAGCCGGAAAAUUCUGACUUACCAGUCUCCAAAUACCGGGUAUAUUGGAGCAAGAGGCUUGAUACUAAUAGCACGGAUUGGCAACAUUUGCGGGAGCAUCGUGGGCGAGUGCCUGCCACCAGGCACAAGGCCAUAAUCCACGGCCUAGAGCUCAACACGACGUACCACAUAGCUAUCCAGGCUAUAUCUAGAUACCAGGGCAAGAGGCUGAAGGGACCCACGAUGGAGUUGUACACUAGAACUCUUGAUAAAUUGCCGAUUAAAUCAAAAAAACACAAGCAGCAUCCAAUGUCAACGAUGUCAAGCACCGGGCGUCCUCCUGGUCUCAUUCUAAACAACCACACCCUUGAUGCACCCAUAAACAGAACAAAUGUCUUCGCACAAAAUUCAAAAAGUGGUGGACCUCCCAGAACUCAGGGCUGGAGCUUUUUGCUGUUUCUGCUGCUACUUCUGGCUUAUGGUUGUUAGUGUUAUUAUGUUGUGAGUCUAAUUACGUUCUACUGAAUUGCGGUCAAUACAGGCAGGACGGCUGACCACGUCGCGUUUAUAUUUAUAGUUGCUUUGAUGAGCUAAGAGAAUAAGUUUUCAGCAACGCUUGAACCCAAGCAAAAUCUCCAAAUUAAUUAUGUUCGUUAUUCAAUAAUUUAUUUUUCAAGGAAAUGUUCAUAACUAUUUACAAAAUGUUCUGAAGUUAUAUAUUUUUAUCGCUAUUUUUAUAAUGCAAAAAUACGUUACGUUUUAUAAAGACAAUGAAUUUUCAAUUGCAAAGCGCAUGGGUAAGCCCAUGUUUGCCAUCGAUGGUCUACGGGAUGUUGAUUGGGCAGUGAAGUCUUCGGAAGACAAUUAUAUGACCGCUAACCUCGAUUAAACAGCGUCAACAUCGUCCAACAUUGCUGGUAAACAGUGCGCGAAUAUAUCGUGUUACGCUCGUUUGUAAAAAGCUGCUUAGAGAGUCUCUGCCAUCCGCCAUUUUGUCAUUCUUGCAAAUUAUCAAGAGUGAGAAAGCAUUUAUUUUCCCAGGUUUUUUUGGGAGAAGUAUUGAUAUAUUUUCGAUUGAAUUUCUUAAAUGAAUAUUAAAAUUUCGUUGUUGAUGUUAAUAUAUUAAACUGUUGAAUGAAGACAAUACAAAGGUGAGGCUGACAAAAACUCUUUAACGUCGUGAACAUCGCGCAGCAUCAUGUAAUAAAUCGUCAUAAUGAGGGCAGAAAUGCGUCCCAAAAUAGAAAUCAUCCUCCCCGCGUUUCGAUACAAGAAAAAAUAGAGUAAAUGAACUGCGCGAAAAACACGUAGGGUGUUCAUGGCCCACCAGUGUUUGCUUGCAAAAUUUGAAUGGAACUGCGAGGAGAUUCGCCAGCGAUGUUGGACUUUGUUGGCUCUGUUUGAAUGAGGCUUUAUAAUAUUGUUACUCGCCCCGGUCAAAGUGAUGUUUGAAUGGGGCUUUCUUUAUAACGCCUCAGUCAAGGUGGGUGAAAAUGCUGGCAUUUUCAGAAUGAAACUUGCAUCAAAAGUUAUCAAAAAUUUAUUUCCGUUGUGUUUAUAGUAAUGUUUAUAGCGUCUAAAAAGCUGGUCGCUUAUUUUCUAUCGUUACAAAAUCAUAUGAAGAUGUAUAACUCUAUGAAAAAUAAUUAGAUUAAAACAAGUUUUUUGUAAAUGUGAGGAAUAUUCACUUCUUUCAGUUUGGAAAGCAAUGGAUGGGUCUUUAGUUUUUACAAAAUCACAUGAAGAUGUAUAACUCUAUGAAAAAUGAUUAGGUUAAAACAAGUUUUUUGUAAA
Messenger RNA from Nematostella vectensis (starlet sea anemone), 2526 nucleotides. Its product is annotated as anosmin-1. Bases 49 to 1221 code for a protein of 390 amino acids. The record is from RefSeq and is a predicted model, not a curated record. Gene Ontology annotation, molecular function: protein binding. The transcript has 9 exons. NCBI's taxonomy places the organism in Eukaryota, Metazoa, Cnidaria, Anthozoa, Actiniaria, Edwardsiidae.